Molecule: messenger RNA, 3681 nt
Organism: Vanessa atalanta (red admiral)
Lineage: Eukaryota; Metazoa; Arthropoda; Insecta; Lepidoptera; Nymphalidae
Product: transcription elongation factor B polypeptide 3-like
Exons: 10
Coding region: 105-2540 (811 amino acids)
Biological process (GO): transcription elongation by RNA polymerase II
Cellular component (GO): elongin complex; nucleus
Source: RefSeq, a predicted model, not a curated record
AACGUCAUAGACAUGUGUAUGACAAAAAUGGUUGCCAUUUACCAGCUGGCACUUAUUUUUUAAUUACAUAUUAACCAAUAUACUUUUUAAUAAAGUGUAGUGGUAUGGCGUCGGUUUUAGAUUUGGUAAAACAUUACCAACAUUCUAUAGAGAAAUACCCGAAUGAUGAGCAAAAAGUUUUAAAAUGUAUAGACAAGUUGUAUAACUUGACUGUGACGGUUCAACACUUACAAGAAACAGGCGUAGGUCGCACUGUAAAUGCUCUUCGUAAAGAACCUGGUGAUGUGGGCCAAGCAGCCCGAGCACUUGUUUACAAAUGGAAGACAAUGGUAGCAGCUGAAGAAAGUGACCAAGAAGAACACAAAAAUGACACUACUAACUAUAAUGGACAUGAAAAUGGAAAAUACUAUGAGAAUGAUUCAAGUGAUUCUAGAAGUAAGCAUGACAAGCGUGAAAAAUCACAAAAAACACCAAAGACUGAAGAAAGACACCAUAAACACACAAAUGGAGAUUAUGGAAAUAAGAGAAAAUAUCAAAGCAGUGAGGACGAAGAAUCUGAGACAAAAAAAUGUAAAUACUCAAGUACAAAAGAUAAUGGUUAUAAAGUAAAAUCCGAAACAAAAACGGCACGAGAUUCAUCUGAAAGUGAAAUGGAUAGCCAAGCAGAUAGUUCUCAAAGUGAUUCUGAAAGUGAGGAUUCACAGUCAUCUGAAGAAGAAAGAAAACCCGAAAUCAAGAUGGUGAAAGAGAAUCACCAAUCUUCAUCAACUAAACAUUUAACAGGUAGUCAAGAUAAACAUAAACCUAAUUCUUAUUCCGACAUUUCAUUGGAAAAAUCAGAAAAACACCACACUACGAAUAGUUCAGACAUUAAAUCAUUACCCGAAAAACUAUCUUCAAAAGACAAGUCACAUAAUUCCCAUUCACAUAAGAGUUCCAAAGAAAGUGAACAUCAUAUGGAAAAAAAAGAAAGGGAACACAGGUCCUUAGAAAUAGAAAAAAGGCAUAAAAGCGAAUCUUCGAGCAAACAUUCAGAUAAACAUCGAUCCUCACAUAGCUCUGAAAAACAGAAGUCCAGUGGCAGUUCAGAUAAGCAUAGAUCCAGUAGUAGUUCGGAAAAACAAAAAAGCAACAGUAAUCCUGAAAAACACAGAUCCAGUAGUAAUGUAGAAAAGCAUAGAUCUAGUAGUAGUUCAGAUAAACAUAAAUCAAAUACAACAGAGAAACAUAAAAAUAAUUCGGAUAAAGCUCAUUCUAGCAAAUCUGAAAAAGAAAAACAUAAACUACCAUCUGAAAAGGAAAUUUCAAAUGAGAAACACAAGUCAAAAGAAAGUCGUAGUAGCAGUAAAGAUAAGCACACUUCAGCGAGUAGAGAGAAAACAAAAGAUAAAAGUAGUUCUUCAAAGGAAAAAGACCACAGUAGCAAAAGUGAAAAGAAACAUUCAUCAUCAAAAGAGUCGAAAAGUAGUGAUGAAAAAAGAAAAUCUGAAAGCAGUAAUCGAGAGAAAAGUAAUAGAAAGAGUAAAGAUAAAUCUUCAAGUAAGUCUAGUAGUAGUAAGUCUAAAGAUGGGGAACCAAAGAAAAAAGACGCUGGCGGGGAUAGCGACGAUGGCAUAGAUUGUGGCUCAGGUGCUAGCUUUGCUGAAGCAUUAGGCAUGGUAAGUCCUGCCAAGCCGAAAAAAAAAUCAGUUUUCACAAAGGAUAGUGCAUCGCCGAAUUCUAAUGAUGAUAUGAGUCCAGCUACUCUUUUAGCGCCAACUGCAAAACUGGCUCCGCUGCCAACACUAGAAAUAUCUGCACUACCGGAGAUAUCACCCAACUACAGACCCCGACCACCACCCAAAUUCCUGCCCCAUUUCACAGACGAAGAUGCCAUGAACGCCGGUAUAUCAUCUAAGAACCAAAGAACAAAAGUGUAUUCCGGCAACAAAGUAAUUGGCAAAAUUCCUACAUUAUACGAAAUGUGUGUGCAUAUACUGCAAGAACAUAUUGACUCACUUGAAUAUACUGGCGGUGUUCCAUAUGAUAUACUUAAACCUGUUGUCGAUCGAGCAACGGCGCAACAACUUUUUGUGUUGGAACACUAUAAUCCUUAUCUAAUGGAAGACACAGAUCAUCUUUGGCAGAAAUUUUGUGAAAAAAACUUCAGGAACAAAAAGCGACAGGAAAUGGAGACAUGGCGGGAAAUGUAUAUGAGAUGUCAAGAGGAACAGGAAAUUAAACUUAAGUCACUUACUGCUAAUAUUCGAAUAGCCCAAGAAGCGAAAAAAGCACCUAUCAAGCAAACUAAAAUGGCCUAUGUUGAUUCUGUUGUAAAACCACCGCGGAACGUUGCAAAAAAACAAGCACAACAUGGGACAGCUUUUGCAGCAACAGCCAGCCCCGCAGCCAGAGUGGCUUCAUUGGCUGCAGCACCAAAUGUCCUCCGAGGUGGACGACCUACACCUGUACCAACCGUAUCCACGUCAUCAUCUUUCAAGCCUAAGAAAGCUCCUCUUAUGCAGAAAGCCUUGCAGUUCUUACGUGGACGAAAACGAUGAUUAUUAUUACACCUUUUUAUCUCAGGGUAUGUUUUAAAGUUUCUGUCUUAUACAUUGAAUAAUGUCUAUUUAAUUCAAAUGUAGAAAUGGUAAUGUUAGAUUUCAAAACAUAAAGACUUUUUAUAAGAUCAUUCAUCAUGGUUUAUAGAAUUUAGAAUAUUAGAUGUCAUAAUUUAAAAUUAAUUAACAAUCUUUUGUACAUUAUUACCUAUAUGAAUAGAUCUAUUGGUAUUUGUCAACUCUCACUCUCACAAACAUUGUUAUGGUUUUUGUUAUAUAAAUGAAGUAACCAAAUCACAGAAAAAAAAGGCAUACAUUUUCGUAAGUGCUUAAAAUUAAAUAUUGCAACAGCCAAGCACUCAGACAAAACAAUUGCGUGAAUCAAAACGAUUUAUGAUAUUAUAUUGAUUUAAGAACACAGAAGGUAUUCUUGCAAGUUUGAUCAAAGUUAAAUUGUAAGCCAGACUGAUCUUUGUUGCAGAACGAAAUAUUUUUAUAUUUUGCAAAACAAGUUCAAUUUAAUUCAAAUUAAAAUACAUACUAGAUAAUUCUUAAAUAUGAAGUUAUAGUAUCCAUGCGAAAGCGCAAUUUUAUUACUAUUUGACUGAUGAUUUUUCAGUUAGGGUUACUGAAUUAUUUUGUUUCUCAUUAUUUAAAAAAUUGUAUAUAUUGAGAAAGUAGGAGAAGUAGUAUUAUAUUCGUUAAAAAAACAAUACAGACCCGACAGUGUAUUUACAUAACCCAACUAUUUGUCCAUGAGUUUCAUAUAUUAUUUAUUUUAUUAUUCCAUGCUUAUGCUUCGACUGGUAAAAAACUACUAAAACACAAUUUCAUUAAUUAAUUUAAAGAGAACUCUGAUGUUUCAGUUGUUAGACAUAAGGGCCAUGAGUACUUUUUUGGAAAUCUAAUUUAUUUUCAAUUAGGAGUAAAAUUUCAUAACCUUUUCAUUUGUUAAAGAAAUUUUAAAAAUAAAAAAUAAUAAUGGAGUGACUUUCAUUUACUAUUAACAAUAAUCAAUUUAUAUGAAUAAGUGUUGAGUUUUAAUGAAGCGUAAGUCUUAAACUUAAUUAUAUGCACAGCAUUUUCAAAUUCUAAGGGUAUAAUUAUGGGUAAUAAUUAUGGACUCAUAUUAAAAAAAUAA